Poeciliopsis prolifica (blackstripe livebearer) is the source of this 1335-nucleotide messenger RNA. RefSeq lists its product as uncharacterized. The record is from RefSeq and is a predicted model, not a curated record. Gene Ontology annotation, biological process: homophilic cell-cell adhesion. Bases 294 to 1232 code for a protein of 312 amino acids. The transcript has 7 exons. Gene Ontology annotation, cellular component: cell-cell junction. NCBI's taxonomy places the organism in Eukaryota, Metazoa, Chordata, Actinopteri, Cyprinodontiformes, Poeciliidae. Gene Ontology annotation, molecular function: ionotropic glutamate receptor binding.
GCUCUACAAAAUCACUCGACGUGGAGCAGUGAAUGAAUUCCUGCUGGGGUGAUUCUCAAAGGAACAGCUGCGGUUCGUUGGGGUUGAAGCGGUUAAUUGUGACAACUCCUUAGUUGUUCACCUGACAACUCCAUUGCAGGUUUAUUUGCAGUCAGAGAGGGGAAGAGGAGAGAGGACAAAGGGAGGAGGGGUCGGUGGCGUCGCUCAGCUGAUUAGUCAUGCAUGCUCAUUUGUUGUCCUAAUUUGUGCCACUAGUUUGUGGGCAGUGAGGAAGCUCUGCCUUCCUGUCCAUCAUGGCUUCUCCUGUAAGGUGGACUCUCUGGACUUUGUUUGUGUGUUUUACAGCUUUGCAGAUCGCUGCUCUCAGGGUAACCAUGAGGGAAUCCAGUCUGGAGGCAGUUCAAGGUGACUCCAUCCUCCUGCCCUGCUCCUUUUUCACCUCCUCUGACUUCUCCAGACUUAAUGUGAUCUGGACUCUGGCUCCGUUCUCCAGCCCAGGGAGCCCAGUGCAGGUGAUCGUGUACGACCACGGUCAGGUGAUCAAGAACCCCUCCCUGAUUGGCCGGGUGGAUUUUACAGGUCUUCCAUUCAGUGCGGACAUUAUGCUGAAUGAAACUCGAGUCUCGGACGGCGGGAUUUACCGCUGCAUGGUCAACAACCCGCCGGACACGGCGGACCCCGGCGUGGGGGAGCUGCAGCUCCGCGUGCUGGAGCCACCUUCCCUGCCUGUGUGCGAGUGGGACGGAGUGAUUGACGUGGGCGGAAGCGUGAGGCUGUCCUGCUCCGUGGAAGAAGGCGUCCCCACUCCAGAAAUCCGCUGGGAGAAAGUGAACCCCGAGCAAAUUUCACUUCCAGUCAACAUGGAGGGUGAGCUGUCAGGCUCAGUCCAGAUUGUCAACGUGUCCUCUCAGACGUCCGGCUUGUAUCGCUGCUCGGCCACUAACAUCCUGGGAACAGAAAACUGCUACAUCAACUUGGCCAUUUACAACAGUGAGGCGGCUCCAGGCGGACCCUCAGGCGUCCUGCCAGGCGUGCUGCUCACUCUGGUGAUGGCUUUGUUGCUGCUGGCUCUGCUGGUCAUCAUCCUGUGGCUGCAUCGCACGGGGCAGGACGGGAGGAGCAGGAGGAGCAGCAGGAGGAGAAGCAGGAGGAGGGACAGGAAGGCAGAGGAAGAGGAGUGUUACAACGAGAUACGCUACACUCCGUCCCUGAUGAAGCGCUCCUUUGUCUGAAGUCCCAGCAUCAGGUACUAAAAUGAAGGACUUAUUCAGCUUUGCUUCUGCUCUUCUCACCGCUGUACUGCCAGACAUAUUGUGAAAUAAAAUAAUACCCAAG